AAUGAGAGGCGUUUGCGACCAAAUCUGACACUGAAGCAGAGCAGUUACAAGUUGUCCAUCGUCCUGGGCACCUGAUAGCAUCACUGUUGCUAACUGGCAUAUUCCGUUAAAUAGGGAGGAAAAACAAAACAACGAAACCAAAUCUCUCUCUCUCUCUCUCUCUCUCUCUCUCUCUCUCUCUCUCUCUCUCUCUCUCUCUCUCUCUCUCUCUCUCUCUCUCCCCUCGCACUCUAGCUCUCUCUCUCUCUUCUCUCUCUUUGGGUCAGGCAUCUCUUAACCAUCCACUGUCUUGUUAAGACAAUUGCGGGUGAUCAUCGCGUGAGCCAAGAACGUUUACUGUACAACCUAUAUCGGCUGUUACAACGUCAUGACAGCCGAAAAGACUAUCCCAAUAAUUAAUGGAAAACCGGACGAUGCUAUGGACCCCGAGGCUUCAAACACCAAUCUCGUGGGUAGCAAUGACAGAAAAGUGAACGAGAGAGGACACUGGAACAAUAAGAUUGAGUACGUGCUGUCCGUCGCUGGAGAAAUCAUAGGACUUGGCAACGUGUGGAGAUUUCCUUAUCUUUGCUAUAAGAACGGAGGGGGUGCUUUCCUGGUGCCAUAUGUGAUAUUCUUCAUUUGCUGUGGAAUACCAUUGUUCUUCCUGGAGACAGCUCUGGGCCAAUUUACCAGUGAAGGGGGGAUUACCUGUUGGCGAAAAGUGUGCCCACUUUUUGAGGGUAUUGGAUAUGCUACCCAAGUCAUCGAAGCCCAUUUGAAUGUAUAUUAUGUCAUCAUUUUGGCUUGGGCUAUCUUUUACCUAUUCAAUUGCUUCACAACGGAUCUCCCUUGGGCUUCAUGUGGACAUUAUUGGAAUACAGAGAGCUGUAUGGAAUUUCACGUAGUGAAUGGAACCAAUGUCAGCCACCCCAAUGCCACUUCGCCAGUCAUAGAGUUUUGGGAGCGACGCGUCCUGGGCAUAUCAAGUGGAAUCGAACACAUUGGGAAUUUAAGAUGGGAACUAGCUCUGUGCCUGCUCCUGGCAUGGUUCAUAUGCUAUUUCUGCAUAUGGAAAGGACCCAAAUCCACAGGAAAGGUUGUGUAUGUGACUGCAACCUUUCCCUAUGUCAUGCUGCUGAUUUUGCUGAUUCGAGGGGUCACUUUACCAGGAGCGGCAGAUGGGAUUAAGUUCUAUCUGUACCCCGACAUAUCCCGGCUGUCUGACCCUCAGGUUUGGGUGGAUGCAGGAACUCAGAUAUUCUUCUCCUAUGCCAUCUGUCUGGGCUGCCUGACUGCUCUGGGAAGUUACAACAGCUACAACAACAAUUGUUACAGGGAUUGUAUCAUGCUGUGCUGCCUGAACAGUGGGACCAGUUUUGUUGCUGGAUUCGCCAUUUUCUCUGUGUUGGGAUUCAUGGCUUACGAGCAGAAUGUGCCAAUUAAAGCGGUCGCAGAGUCCGGCCCGGGUCUUGCCUUCAUCGCCUACCCUAAAGCUGUGACCAUGAUGCCUCUGUCUCCCUUGUGGGCCUGUCUGUUCUUCAUGAUGCUCAUCUUUCUGGGGCUGGACAGCCAGUUUGUGUGUGUGGAGAGCUUGGUGACUGCGGUUGUGGACAUGUACCCUCAGACCUUCAGAAGGGGUUAUCGCAGGGAGCUGCUCAUCCUUGGCCUGUCAAUAGUCUCCUUCUUCGUAGGUCUCAUUAUGCUAACAGAGGGUGGGAUGUAUGUUUUCCAGCUGUUUGAUUCGUAUGCAGCCAGUGGAAUGUGUUUGCUGUUUGUGGCUAUCUUUGAGUCGAUAUGUAUUGGUUGGGUUUAUGGCAGCGACAGAUUCUAUGAUAACAUAGAGGACAUGAUUGGUUACCGACCUUUCUUCUUCAUCAAGUGGUGCUGGAUGUUCCUGACUCCUGGCAUCUGUGCUGCGAUCUUCCUUUUCUUCUUGAUCAAGUACACGCCCCUGAAAUACAACAAUGUGUACACUUACCCAGACUGGGGUUAUGGGAUUGGUUGGAUGAUGGCUCUUUCCUCCAUGGUCUGCAUACCUUUGGGGGUCUUCAUUAAGAUCUGGAAAACAGAAGGCACCUUUUCAGAGAGAAUUAAGAAGUUGACCACGCCAAGCCCAGACUUGAAGAUGAGAGGUAAGCUAGGGGCCAGCUCAAGCCCCUAUGCAGUAAAUGACUGUGAUGCCAAACUGAAAGGGGAUGGCACCAUUUCCACUAUCACGGAAAAAGAAACACAUUUUUAAACUGGCCGCCACCAAUGCCAUCGAUGCAACAGAAAAUCAGAAGUGAACAAAUGACUGUGUGUUUUAUUUUGUAAAAAAACAAAACAAAAGAAAAAGAAAAGAUGAAACACAUAAUUAUAGAGACUGGCUUGUUUUGCACAAAUUUUAUUAACAAUAGAUAUACAUUAUGUGAUGAUUAAAUCUGUUACCUUUUAGUAAUGUUAUAGGUAAAUACAGAAUAUGAAAAUGUUCAAUAUGUCGUAGCAUCUAGUCUACAUUUGUGACACCUAGUGAGUGUUUACUGUUAGGAUGAUGCUGAUGUAAAAUGUGAUGUACAACUUUUAUACUUGGACUUUUUUUUGUUUGUUUUUGCAAAGUUUUGUAUAGAGAUGUAUUCUAACAUGUAGAUACACUCAGACCAUUCCAAAUUGUAUUGUAUGUCUACGGGUUGAGAGAGGGCCUUGUUCUAGCUGUGGGGAAGCAGAAGGGCUCUUAGCAGUAGCUAUCAUCACCUGAAGAUGAUUUUCACCUCACGGCCUCCCUCGUUCUCACCGUCAGCUGUAACUCGCAGGGCGAGUUUUGGGGGGUCAGUACUGUUUUUUUGUUGUUGUUGUUGUUGUUUUUAAGGCCUGGAAUCCUGUCAUUUCACAGUGAUUAAACUGAGUUUAAUCGAAUGUGACAGGGGUCAUGUGAUUUAAGCAUUUUGCUUUCCUGCUCUUGCUGUAAACAGAGGCGAGCGUUCUCGACGUCGCCUUUCAAAAACUCUGCAGAACGCUUCAUCCCCCCACUGUUAGAUUUGCUCUCAGAUCUGAUAUUCGACUCUCUCAGCAUAGUGGUGUUGGACCUGCACACCUGUGUGUUGAAGGGGACUGCCGGUGUGGUCAGUGUUAGUCUAUCAGCCGCAGGUCAGUUAGACCCCUUCUCGGGCACAGUGGUGGGGAUCAGGGUCCUCAGAGACAGACACUGGUGGGUGGUUGUGCACUGCAGUAAGGGCAAAUUGAGCUGGUCUCACCCCAGACUUUUUCCACACCCGUAUCAGUACGGACCUGCUCCUGCUACACAGUCGUGAAUGUACUGUGAACUCUGUACACAUGCAUGCUCCUUUGGUGUGGUCUUCUCCGUCGUGCAUUAUUACUAAAGUUUGUGCUAGCAAACGUGCACAUUAAAUAGCCACUUAACAUUUAAUGAUAGAUGUAUAUUUUUAAAUCUCAUUAGCUUUUGUGUACUAUUUCUUGAAACAAAUGUGUUAAAAAGGAAAAGAAAAUCAUGUUUCUGUGAAGAAUUUUGAUAUGUUGUACAACAGUUUGUCCUAUUGAAGUUUUAGCAGUAUAAUGGAAAUGUUGUAUGUACUGUUUUACACAGAUUUUGUUAUUCACAGGACACACGGUUUUAUUGUCUGCUUACUCAUUUUUAAAAAUAAAUGUUAAAAAAGGAAA
Molecule: messenger RNA, 3636 nt
Organism: Anguilla anguilla (European eel)
Lineage: Eukaryota; Metazoa; Chordata; Actinopteri; Anguilliformes; Anguillidae
Gene: slc6a11b
Product: solute carrier family 6 member 11b
Exons: 15
Coding region: 368-2221 (617 amino acids)
Biological process (GO): sodium ion transmembrane transport
Cellular component (GO): membrane
Source: RefSeq, a predicted model, not a curated record